UUCUGUACAUCUGCAGGAAAAGGGUUAAACUCCACAUUUAUCGUCUCUGUGUAAAUGGACACCACCACCACACACACCUGACCCCGCCCCCCCGGACCAGCCCCACUGCAGCAGCGAGCGCACUGUCCGGGAAGUUCCCUCAGUUUGUUCCAGAGCCGAGCAGGAGGAACCCGGUCCAGACCCAGAUCGACCCGAGUUAUCAGAUCCUGACACAGAAGGACAGGGAGGCUGAGAGGAUACCAGAGGAGAAAGGAGGAGACAGACGGGACUUAUCCGGGACGGGUCGGGUCUUGUGUGGUUCGGAUCUUUUCCUCUCUUUUUUUUUUUCUCGUGCAGAUCCGGACGCGCGGCGGAUUUACGCGUCUCCGAGUCGGUCCUCCUGAUCCAAGAAGACCCUGAGGAAACCUGAGACCUCUGCGAUCUCUGAGUCCAGUUCCCAUCAUGGCCCCUCUUCAGCUGCUGACGGUGGUGAUGGUGAUGAUGAAGAUGUGUGGCAGCAACAGAGUGACAGAAACACUCACUGACCGCUUGGUUCACAGAGGAACAAGAAACCGACGCUACGCCAUCAACCCUCUGGGGCACAGGUGGACUCACCACAACAUCACAUACAGGAUCACCAAGUUUCCCAACACUCUGAAUGUGGAGGACACCAGGAAGGCCAUCAGCAUCGCCUUCACCAAGUGGAGUGACGUGUCCCCGCUGACCUUCACCGAGGUUACCGAUGGCAACACCACAGCUGACAUCACCAUCGGUUUCUACACCUUUAACCACACAGACUGCUGGUCGUCUCCUCUGCACCCAUGCUUCGACGGUCUGAACGGUGAGUUGGCUCACGCUUUUCUGCCGCCACGAGGAGAAAUCCACUUUGACAACCACGAGUUCUGGAUCCUUGGCAAGUCCAGGUUCAGCUGGAAACAAGGAGUGUGGCUGAACGAUCUGGUCCAGGUUGCGGCUCAUGAAAUCGGUCAUGCUCUUGGCCUGUGGCACUCCAGAGACCCUCAGGCCCUGAUGCACCCCAAUGCCACCUACACCGGACAGAGGAACAUCGCUCAGGACGACGUCUGGGGCAUCCAGAGACUCUACGGUUGUUUGGAUAAGAAGCGAGUCUGUGAUCCCUGGGCUCGACUUGGCUUCUGUGAGCGGAGGAAGACCUUCAUGAAAAAGAACUGUCCUCAGCGCUGUGACCUAUGCUAUGAGCCUCUGGAAGCGGUUACCACACCAACGCCACCUCCAGCCAAUGUCAAGAUCAAGAUGGUGCCCCGAGGGAAGGUGGUGGGUUUCCGCUGUGGAACCAAAAACCCCCGUUCUCCGCCCAAAGUCAGCUGGUACAAAGACGGCGAGCAGAUCCUGACCUCCAUCCCCGGCUACAUUGUCAUGAAGGACCGAGACCUUCGCAUCGUUGCCAACGAGUUCAAUGAGGGUGUUUACACCUGUCGCAUCCAUCGACGAGGGGACAUCGUUUCUGCCAACUCCUGGGCCAUACGACUGAAGCCAGAGCAGCCGUCCAACAGCUGAGGACACUGACAGAAAUGGAGUGACGGAGGACAAAACAGCAAAUAAUGUGAUGAAAAGAGGUACUGUUUUUUUUAUAUUUGUGGGACAACAGGACUUGUCGGCAACGCUCACGUGCAGAAGAUCAGAUGUUCAGUAUUUGUGUUUGUCCAUAUUUUCAAAGGACACAGUUUUCUAUGUGUUUGGAUCUUUUUCCAGAUAUUCCUGAUGGUUUGUUCACCACAGGUACUCAAGAAGACUAAUGGGUCCAAGCUGGACACGAUUCAACUUUUGCCUAAAUACAUCACUAUGAAAACAAACUUUGAAAUGGCUUCAUUAAAGAGCUCUGGAGACAGAUUAUACAUUUGUGGCAGGUCUGCAGUCCUGGCAUGGCGUCGUGUCCCUGUCAUCAUCUCAGCAGGAUGACAAGUCGUUGUAAACUCUUAGCAUUUAGCAAAAAUGUCACAAAUUCAUACUACUCCUGGAAGCAUGUCAUGUCCUUGUCAUCAUCUCAGCCUUCAUAAUCCUGCUGACUUUAUAACUAUAUACAGUUGUGUGCAAAGGUUUUUUGCACCUCUGGGCAAAUUGUUCUCAAAAAUCAACAAAAUAUGUAAUUUUCUCAUAAUCCUCCUCAUGGGAUGAGAUGUCCUCAUAAUCCUGUAGAAUGUCAUGUACCUGGAGUACUCAUUGCAUUAUGUCAUGUCCUCAUAAUCAUCUCCAUUGACCCUCAUGUCCUCAUAAUCCUGUAGGACUUGAACUUUUCUUCCUCACAGCAUAAUGCCAUGUACCAGUAAUGUUCCUGUACUCAUCCCAACAUGACCUCUUCAUAAACAUCUUUUCCAGACAUCCUUGUAACCUCCUGACAGGAUUUCACGUACCUCAGGUACCUGUCGUACUCGUAGCAUGAUGUCAUGUUUCCAUAACCAUCUCAGCUGAACUUCUGGUCCUCAUAAUCUCUUAGAGCGCCCUCUACCUUUUACCUGCCCAGCAUGAUGUCAUAUACCAGUAAUAGAUAUGACAUCAUUUAACUCCCAGUGUGACGUGAUGUCCUCGUGAACAUCUUGUGAAGAGAUGAUGUCCUCAUAACCCUCCUGACGGGAUGUCAUGUAAAUAUAAUCCAGUACACAGUACACCACAAAGAAAAAAACAAACAAAAAAAUGGAAAUUUAGUUUGUUUUCUAUAAAAUUUAGAUGUUUGAUAUGGAUCAGUGCAGACAUCAUGACGUAGUCUGUAGGGAAGAUAUUUUAAUCUGAUUGUUACAUCCGUACCACUUAAAUACAUAAGAUUAAUUAGGUGUUUAGCAAAUGAUGUAACACCCCUGUGACCUUUGACCUUUAACUGCUUCGAGUCCCGGUGACACUACUGAUCAAACUUUGACUUUUUCCCUCUAAAUAACCAAACUCCAGGAGCAGUUGUGGGCUGUUCAUGGGGUAAUUUGGUGUAGUGGCCACAGUGGGUAAUGCAGAUCAUGUAACUGACCAUAUGCAAUUAUUACAAAGACAAUUAUUACAAAGAACACACCGAAGUGACUUUUUGUUUUAUUAGAAUCUGUUAGGCCUAAAAAAAUAUUUUAAAAAAGUCUCAAAGAGCAGUAGAUUAUUUUCUGAGCUCGUGUCAGACACCUUAAUUUGAAUUGUAGUAUUGGCAAUAACAGACUCGUGUCAGAUCUGAUAUGUGAUUUCCUGACAGAUUCUGAACAGAAACAAACUGCUCAGGAUCUAAUGUGGAAUGGUUUCUUCUUCUACCUGUGAUUAUUAGUUUGACUGUCAGGAGCUGAUGGACCAACUCUGUGACCUUCUGUUUACACAUGUGGAGUAAAUUUUUUUGUUAUUGUGAGAAAACAUGAAGCAGUACAAAGUGAUAUGUUUGGGAUCUGAUAGCUGGUUAUAUUUUGGAUUCAGCUCCAGGUUGACAAACUACCUGGAUUCAGCUAAAGUCUAAUGGAUUUCUUAUUGAAUCUUUUCUUUUUCUUUCUUUAUUUUUUUUUAAGCAAAAAUGAAAUCAUUCAGGUAACAACUCCUCACUUUUUAGCCAAAGCUGAGCCAGUAACAGUUUCUAAUGCUUCAUCAUCCAUCUGAAUACAAGUGUGGUUGGAUUUCUCAGUGUUCAUGUUCAGUUUCAGACCUGCAGUUUAUUAACAUAAGCAUCUUCCACUCGUUACCAUCUGCAAAUGUUG
Toxotes jaculatrix (banded archerfish) is the source of this 3668-nucleotide messenger RNA. It is a transcript of the gene mmp23bb, whose product is annotated as matrix metallopeptidase 23bb. Gene Ontology annotation, molecular function: zinc ion binding; metalloendopeptidase activity. Gene Ontology annotation, biological process: proteolysis; collagen catabolic process; extracellular matrix organization. The transcript is spliced from 9 exons. NCBI's taxonomy places the organism in Eukaryota, Metazoa, Chordata, Actinopteri, Toxotidae. Gene Ontology annotation, cellular component: extracellular matrix. The record is from RefSeq and is a predicted model, not a curated record. Bases 442 to 1515 code for a protein of 357 amino acids.